Molecule: messenger RNA, 903 nt
Organism: Eurytemora carolleeae
Lineage: Eukaryota; Metazoa; Arthropoda; Copepoda; Calanoida; Temoridae
Product: ETS-related transcription factor Elf-2
Exons: 2
Coding region: 1-672 (223 amino acids)
Biological process (GO): cell differentiation; regulation of transcription by RNA polymerase II
Cellular component (GO): nucleus
Molecular function (GO): DNA-binding transcription factor activity, RNA polymerase II-specific; sequence-specific DNA binding
Source: RefSeq, a predicted model, not a curated record
AUGGACACUUCUCCGCAGUCUACAGGUUGGAGGGCUGAUGAAGAAUCUCAAGUUCCCUUUUCUCCCUCCUCAUAUCCUUCACCAGCACCCUCAUUCCCUCCCUCAUCAGCACAUUCAUACCCUUCCUCAUCAACUCCCUGCAACCCUCCAUCAUCAACUCCAUCCUACCCUCAAUCCUCUUACCCUUUCAUGUCUAAACUAUUCCCAACCCUACCCUUUUACUCCCAAUCCUAUCCCCGAACCAUGGCACCCUAUCCACCCUCCUCCUACCACUACCCUGCAGCCCCAUCCCAUAAAACGUCAGAUCAAAUUGACCCACUCCAUUUGCGGCGGGACCGGCCGACGAUACGACGGAAAUCCCGGGAGGCGAACACAACCUAUCUCUGGGAGUUCUUGUUAAAGCUGCUGCAGGACAAGGAGUGUUGUCCGAAGUAUAUCAAGUGGAGUAACAGAGAACAAGGAAUAUUUAAAUUAGUGGAUAGUAAAGCAGUGAGCAGACUCUGGGGACUACACAAGAAUAAACCAGAUAUGAACUAUGAGACUAUGGGAAGAGCUUUGAGGUAUUACUAUCAGCGUGGAAUACUUGCAAAGGUUGACGGUCAACGACUAGUCUACCAAUUCGUCGACGUGCCUAAAAUCGGCGAAAUAAUGGAAAUCAGCUGUAAUGAAUAACAUGGCCGUCUUUUAGUCUGAAGAAAACAUUCAAUAAUAAAUGAAAAAGUUAACAAAUAUAAAACUCUUUCUUAAAAUACUUACACAUCGAUUUUUUUGUUCCUGGGAGUCCCAAACUCAAAACUUAAAAAGUUGAGACCCUGUUGUAUGUAUGUUUAGCACUAUCUGUGAUAAGCUGUUACCAGUUUAGUUUUAUACCGAAAAUAAAUAAAUCUACUAAUAAUUAGUAAA